Molecule: messenger RNA, 1054 nt
Organism: Hermetia illucens (black soldier fly)
Lineage: Eukaryota; Metazoa; Arthropoda; Insecta; Diptera; Stratiomyidae
Exons: 3
Coding region: 572-874 (100 amino acids)
Source: RefSeq, a predicted model, not a curated record
UUGAGUCUUAUAAGCGGAUAACCUUUCAAGCAAUAGUUGUGUGUUAUGUUUGCAUUGUUUAUAUAUAAUACACAAAUCUAGUUUUACUUGUUAAUAGAGUGCAAGAAAUAAAAGUACAUUUCCAAAUAAUCAAUUCAAAGUUUGAGUUGAGUUGAGUUUGUCAUUUAGUUUGUUUUCUGUACUCAAUUUUGUCAGUUUCCCUCAAGUGUGUUUUGCGAUUUUUAUAAUAGAUAAAAUAUUGCGGUGAAUCGACUUGAUUAAAAAUAAACAUUCUUGCGGUCCAACUGAAGCUAACAUCGAUAAAUUGAUGGAAAUGAUCACUAAAUAUCAUGAUUUAAUUUAAAAGAGGUUGUUUCAGAUCUUUCUGCGUUUCACGAAUCAAUUUGCACGAUUUUACACAAUUGUUUGGGCAUGAAACACUCGCAAUUGCACUAGUUUCGAAACACCUUGAAAUUUCUCAAAAAUUCAAUGGCGUAACGGUCGCUGAAAAUAUGCUGAGAAUGAAUCAAUUCCGUUCCCACAUUAAAAACGCAUUAUAACUGGUGAUGAAACAUACGCUUACGAGUUUCAUAUGAUAUAUAACAGAUUUCAGAAUGGCAUCUUCCAACUUAGUCGCGAAAUGGAAAGUUCCCGGCAAGAAUUGAAGUCGAUUCUGGCAAAUCUCUUUCAAAAAUGUUCAGAUGAUUGGAUUACUCGCUGGCAUAUGCCUAUUAUUCCGAAACGUACCUGCUUUGAAGGAUGUAUAAUGCUCAUAAUCUUACAGCUUUUCGAAGCUGGUCUUCUGGUGCUGGACCUGCUCAACACCCCUAGAGGCUGCAGAACCUCCGAGUUUGAAGGUGGAACUACGACCCAGACUACAUCUCAGAUUUGCUGAAAUGAGAUUCAGCCCCCUCCAGGACUUCCCGAAAAGCAUGCACUCCUCCCACAGUUCUGUACAAUGUUGUUUUUGGGGUGAUUCACUCAUCAACGUAGAAAAGUGUUGGUCAGUGUUGCCGGAAGUGUAAAAACUAUGGUACUAAAAAAUGCGACAAAAAGUUACUAAAUACUACUUUUA